This is a messenger RNA of Ustilaginoidea virens, 651 nucleotides long. RefSeq lists its product as uncharacterized. Gene Ontology annotation, cellular component: membrane; Golgi apparatus. Gene Ontology annotation, biological process: cell wall mannoprotein biosynthetic process; protein N-linked glycosylation; protein O-linked glycosylation. Bases 1 to 651 code for a protein of 216 amino acids. The record is from RefSeq and is a predicted model, not a curated record. NCBI's taxonomy places the organism in Eukaryota, Fungi, Ascomycota, Sordariomycetes, Hypocreales, Clavicipitaceae. The transcript is spliced from 2 exons. Gene Ontology annotation, molecular function: alpha-1,2-mannosyltransferase activity.
AUGUACCAGCUGGAGGAUGCCUUCAACAGAAAGUACAUGUAUGACUGGAUAUUCUUCAGCACCGAACAGCUGAGCGAAAAGUUCCGUCGGUACACUUCCAACGCCACGCUGGCGACCUGCAUCUACGAGGUUAUCCGUAACAGCGAUGUCGGUACUCACUGUUGGAGAACUACCCGCCAAGGCCCGGAUGGAGCCCCAACACAAGCGUCCCAAGAGUCACCGUCACCGUCACCAACUCGAGCUGAGUACCUGGAUCCAUUGCAGAGCCUACGACAAAUACAGCGGUGGAACAAUGGCCCGUUUGCCAGAGAGAAACGGCUCCAAUCGUAUGACUGGUUCUGGAGGAUCGAGCCUGGCGUUCAGUUCACAUUUGAUAUAACUUUUGACGUAUUCCGGUUCAUGAGAGAUCACAACAUAACGUAUGGAUCCAACAGAGCCACUGUCGCUCCUUUCCACACAUCCUCGCUUUCUCAGCAGGUUCAAAGGUUCAUGGACAAGCAUCCUGAUCUCUUACACGCAGAUGCGGAUGUCUCGUGGCUCCUAGGCUCCUCCGGUAGCUCAAAUGCACGGCAAGCCCUCCAAAGUGAUUAUGCCGAAGACCUCUGGUCUUCACCGCUGCGCAGCUACCAUGGUAAAGUCAGCAAGGACUAG